AUGCCAGUAAAUUGUUGCAGAGAUCUAAAAAAAGGACCAAUUUCUCGCGUGUAUGGUAUGGCAUGCAGCGUUACUUCCUCUGCAUCCUGUAACGAAGGGGAGUCUCGCUCUUUCUCCCCCACCGCCAUUCAUGAAAACAAAGAAAGGAACUGGGAUCCUAACAAGAAAAAGAAAAUAUCUCGCGUUAGUAGAACAGGUUCUCAAGACGCGUCUACUCCCCUCCCCCCACUACCACCAACUUUCCAUUGUUGCACAAUCGAAACAAGCACGCUGCUGGGAGUGGGGGGGGAGUUGAGCGAGUCUGAUAUUCGAAGUUGGUCAAUAAGAAAUCUUGUUCAGGGUUCAGAAUUUUACGUAGAACAUUUUGAAAUUCACGCUAAAAUAACAAGAUUAUUUUUUUCUCCUCCAAAAAGUAUACUAGGUGCUUUUGGGUGCGACGUCUUUACAGAUGAACAUUUCCUUUAUGGUUUUCUCUGCUGGAAAGACGCUCCACAGGUUGUAACAAACAAUACUAAAUUUCGAGUUUUGCCCUUUGUGCUGAAGUGGCCAAAUGAAAAUGCAAGUAAUAGCAAUAUCCUUGAGAGAGGGGUUACUAUUAGAAAAGUAUGA
Molecule: messenger RNA, 609 nt
Organism: Nakaseomyces glabratus
Lineage: Eukaryota; Fungi; Ascomycota; Saccharomycetes; Saccharomycetales; Saccharomycetaceae
Source: RefSeq, a predicted model, not a curated record